This is a messenger RNA of Benincasa hispida (wax gourd), 608 nucleotides long. RefSeq lists its product as uncharacterized. NCBI's taxonomy places the organism in Eukaryota, Viridiplantae, Streptophyta, Magnoliopsida, Cucurbitales, Cucurbitaceae. Gene Ontology annotation, molecular function: sequence-specific DNA binding; DNA-binding transcription factor activity. The record is from RefSeq and is a predicted model, not a curated record. Gene Ontology annotation, cellular component: nucleus. Gene Ontology annotation, biological process: regulation of secondary shoot formation.
UUCAAAGAAAAGGAAAAAUAAAAACUCGUUCAUUAACAUUGCCAUUACUGGAACAAUCCAGUGAGCCACAAAAUUUCAGAAUGGGUUCUCAAAGGCUUUCUCUUAAUGAUGAGGAUGAGAAGACGGCGAAGCUCGGCCGGAGAGACCGUCGCCUCCGUUCGAGCGCCGGCGCCGUUCCCGGCAAGGUUUACACCUCGAGAGGCCUCCGAGCGAGGAGGUUUCGGCUGUCGGCUCCGACUGCUAUUGAAUUCUACGACGUUCAGGAUCGCCUUGGAUUGGACCGACCAACUGAAACCAUGGAUUGGCUUCUUGAGAAUGCCAAAUCCGCCAUUGAUGCCCUUUCUCGACCAUUAGAAACAGUGGACAGAGAGCUUAGAAAACAGAUUUUCAUCUCCCCUGUUCCUUCGUCUUCUUCCUCCCAGUUCCAGUCUUACCCACUUGAAAACUUCUCCCAAAAAGGUAACCUCGCUGUUUUCAGUCCGAUGAUUUUGAAUGCCACGCCGGAGGAAUUUUCCGGCAUCCAGCCACCGGUUCCAAGUCAGAGCAAUGUCGAAACUGGUUUUCUUUCCUUUCCGAUCUGGGAAUAGCAGCCGCCAGCCGGCCGGUGA